Messenger RNA from Teleopsis dalmanni, 1788 nucleotides. RefSeq lists its product as uncharacterized. NCBI's taxonomy places the organism in Eukaryota, Metazoa, Arthropoda, Insecta, Diptera, Diopsidae. Gene Ontology annotation, molecular function: nucleic acid binding. The transcript has 2 exons. The coding region runs from base 1 to 1788 and encodes 595 amino acids. The record is from RefSeq and is a predicted model, not a curated record.
AUGACCAACUAUCCGCUUGGAGCACCUGCAUUACUUAAUGAUUUUUAUGUAGAUGACUGUUUAAGCGGAACUAACAGCAUCAUUACCGCCUUAGACACUCAACAACAACUUACGGAACUGCUCAGUAAAUCAGGAUUUAAGCUGAGAAAAUGGUGCUCAAAUAAUACACGACUCCUACAAAACAUUCCGAUAGAAGACCAAGAAAUCAACCUUGAUUUAGAUGACUCAGCCAUAAAGCCAACAAAACCAUUAGGCAUUAUUUGGCUCCCGAAAUCAGACGAAUUUUGCGGUAAUGCAGAGAUGUCAUCAGAGCAACCUAUCACGAAGCGGAUUGUGGCAUCGGACUUAGCUCGAAUUUUUGAUCCUUUGGGAAUUUUUGGCCCCAUUACUGUAACAGCUAAAAUAUUCAUGCAGGAAUUGUGGCAACAAAACUAUUCCUGGGAUGCGGAACUGUUAACUCAGGCUCAGCUAGAAUGGAAGCGUUUUAGAAAUGACUUACAAACAUUAAAUACUGUGAAAGUACCCAGACAUAUUUUUAAUUCGACGGUUCCCUGUUCGAUUCAAUUACACGUGUUUACGGAUGCAUCAGAGAAGGCAUAUGGAGCAGCUAUAUACGUGCGAGCAAUAUAUAAUGAUAAGACAAUAACAUCGAGACUAUUGUGCGCCAAAUCUAGAAUAGCACCAUUAAAGAAACAGACACUUCCACGACUAGAACUCUGCGCAGCAUUGCUGGGAGUCGAAUUAGCAGAAAGAGUUAAACAAGAUUUAAAGUAUCAAAACGUGCCAACCUACUUUUGGUCCGAUUCCAAAAUUGUUUUGUCAUGGAUAAUAUCUUCAUCUGCCUCAUUGCACACAUUCGUAGCAAAUCGUAUUAGCAAAAUUCAAGAGAUGUCACAUGCUGAUCAAUGGCAUCAUGUGGCAUCAAAGGAUAAUCCUGCUGACAUCAUUUCCAGAGGAAUAAAGCCAAACCCAAAGGCAUUUAACAUCUCAACUGAUAUCGAAAGACGACAAGGACAUACAGUUAACAUUAUCAUUCAAACGACUGGUUCUGAUCACAUGAUAAAUCAAAUUGAUCAUCGAAACUCAUUCAGAUACCUCCAAAGAACAAUUGCUUAUGUUCGCCGUGUAUUUCAUCGCACACAAUCACCAACAAAAACACUUUCUCCAAAGGAAUUACGAGAUGCAUUAGUCUUCAUAAUUAAAACUAUUCAGGGCUCAGAAUUUGCAAAGGAAAUCUCUGACUUAAAACAAUGUAAAGCAAUCAACAGUUCGAGUCAACUAAAUACUUUAGCACCGUUCAUUGACGAACAAGGUGUACUUCGUGUUGGAGGAAGGCUUGAAGCAUCAACAUUGCCAUAUGAUGCUAAACACCCAAUGGUAAUUCCUUACAAUCACUCAAUAGUGAAAUUGAUGUUCAAAAUGAAACAUGAAGAAAAUUCCCAUUGUGCUCCACAAUUAUUGCUAAGCAUAAUGAGACAAAACUUCUGGCCGAUUAAAGGAAAGAUUAUGGCGCGAAACAUUGUUCACAGCUGUGUCAUCUGUUCAAAGGCAAAACCAAAACUGAUGGACCAACUCAUGGGCAACUUACCGACUGAUCGAGUUACUCUGACUAAACCAUUUUUUACCACAGGAGUUGAUUACUGUGGUCCGAUAUGGAUUCAUUAUAAAAUUAGAGGAAAAAGGCCAACAAAGGCAUAUUUAGCAGUAUUUUGCUGUUUCGCGACUAAGGCUGUUCACCUAGAAGUGGUGAGUGACCUGACAACAGAGGCAUUCAUAGCCGCUAUUUAA